AUGGCCUCCCUCUCGCAACAAAAACCUGCGCCUGCGCUUUCCCGCAGCGACUCGACCCGCUCUAAGAACCGUGGACGCGCCAUCGUCAAGCCUAUCCUGAAGAAGCUCAGCUCCCAUUCCAACUCCGACAGAGGCUCCUUCGAUUUCGACCCCGGCUGGGAUGACCAACCCUCCCCCCUCACCCGCCCCUCAGCUGACUAUGACAACCUCUUCCCUGACGCCGCUGCUGCCUGCGACGCUUCGGCUCCUUCUAUCCCCCACGUCGACGCCUCCAGACCCCGAGACGUGAGCUUUUCGACAUCGCCAUCUGUUGAGUACCCGACUUGGCGAUCUAAGAACAGGUACUCUUCCCAUAUGCGCUCGACUAGUGGUACUUCGUCGCACGCCUCGUCCAUUGCUACGAGCGUCAGCGCCCGCAACGGAACAUUUGUCCACCCUUGCCAGCAGACUCCCAGGACGGCUACACCCUCUCUGUCAUAUGCCAAUUCCUUUGCUUCCCUUGACACAUCCGGACCUGGCCCCCGCGACUGUGCCUCCACCAUCACUGAGCACGACGACGACCUAAUCUCACCCACCGAUUCCCGCCCGCGCGCAACUUCUCUAACCAGAUCGACUACUUCGCCGCCGCUUCAGCCCUAUGCCCUCGGCCCGCUCCUUCGUGGAACCUCAAUCGACGAACCUCGCGACGCUCGCGACUCUCGCCCUUACCUAGUUCUUGCCGACGGCACCCGGGCGUCUAGGCUGAUGCCCACCGCCCGCUCCAACUCGGGUCCCACGGCUGUGUUCAAGUCCGAGUUCGCUACUCAAGAAUCCCCCACAGCUCCCCUCCUUAUGGCCUCUUCGGGAACGCCUACCUCAGCUUCACCCCUGUCGCCCCUGCGCAACUCUCUCGACUUAAGCGGCUUCCGUCUGCGCUCUCGCAGCGAUGUCGACACCCGAACUCAUCAGGAGCAGGUCCGUGAUGCCCGUCGCAAGUUUCAAGAUAGGGAAAAGAUGAAGGACGAAAAAUAUGCCCAGAAGCAGCUGCGCCGGCGUGACCGUGCCAACAGCCGUGACCGUGCCAAGAUUCGCAAGAACACAAUUGGUUCUACCUCAACCGCCAGCGACGAGAAGCCCGACUUUGCAACGACUGGUGCCUACCACAACCUUUCUGCUGGCAAGACACCGGUGACUGCCGAUGAAGUCCACUUUCAGCGACCCAAGCGUCGCAAGACGGCCAAGCACAAGACCAACGGCGCCUGGACGGCGUUUAUGCUCUGGUUCAGAACACGGCUACUUAGACUGGGCAGACACUAG
Molecule: messenger RNA, 1296 nt
Organism: Cordyceps fumosorosea ARSEF 2679
Lineage: Eukaryota; Fungi; Ascomycota; Sordariomycetes; Hypocreales; Cordycipitaceae
Exons: 1
Coding region: 1-1296 (431 amino acids)
Source: RefSeq, a predicted model, not a curated record